GCAAAGCUGCGCGCUGCAGGAGCGCUGGCGCGUUUGGGGGUGGCGUGUGAUGCCUGGAAACGAAAACAAGCUAGGGCUCUUGCGCCUCCGAGCUCCGCUUGCCGUUGGGGGGACCCAUCGAGUGUUCGCGCUUCCCUUGCCGGGGAGAUCUCGUCCCAAGACCGCUUUGUACCAGUUGCACGGAGGCUGGAGCUGGUAGUUUUCGCGAGAGAAAAAAAGGCGACGGAAUGAUUAGCUGGGCUGAUGGUAGCGGCCAGCAGCUGUCCCUGAAUCACAAAAGUAACUGGUUUGGUUUGUAUGGUCUGAAAACAAGCUCCGUUCGCAGAGUUACUCCUCUGUGUUUGCGGAAUUGGCUUUCGUUGGUCUGCUUAAGCCCGUGGUCUUCUGUGUUUCUUUACUCCCAAGGAAACCCUGCCUUUGGACGGAGAACCUGCCCAGCAGCAGGGAGAGAAGGAUCCCACGUUUGUCCUGGCUUGCUUUUGAGUUUUCUGGUGGGUUGGGGGUGAAUUCUGCAUCGUGCUGCACGUGAGUCUCGCUGGGGGUUCCGGGCUUGCUUUGGAAACAGCUGGGCGUCCUGGGAGGCGUGUCAGGAAAGACCAGGGAAGUGCACCUGGGCUGGAGGGGCUCCUGAGCGCAGGUGAAGCCAGUGCCUGCCUUCCCCUGGCGAGUUUGCGUUUGGGUGGGAAAGCCCACCCAGGGCCGAGAGCCUUCGUCUGUUUCACCCUGGGCUGACCUCUGGUUCAGAGUGCUAUCACCCAUACUGGUGAGAAAGUCGAGGUGGGAGGGGGACGCCGCUGGCCCUCACCUGCAGCCAGUAAGUGGCUUCACAGUGCUGUAGGCUACCAGAGCUUGAUCUGAGAAGAGUGGGUUCAAGCACAGCCCAUGCUGGAAAAGGAUGGCUGCAGACUUCAAGGGUCUGCCCCAGACCCAGAUCCUGUGCUGCAGGCUGUCUCUAGCAGGUUAUGGAUAUCCGAUCUUUGCCUCUUAGUGAUUUUGCUGCUCUGAAGAUUCUCCUAACACUUAACAGCUCCUUAAGUGCCUCCCUGUCAGUUGGGAAAAGCUGAUUUGAUUCCAAGUGGGAUGCUGAAGGAGUGGUUCCCUGUUGUAAUUAAAAUGUAGCAAAUUGGCUGCUUUCUCCUGGGGAGUGAGAGGCCAGCCUCUCUUUGGGCGGGUGCAGGUGUGCGCCUGUGACUCUGCUCUGGCUGCAGCAUCCAUCUUUCUGGUGCCCGGUUUGGUUGUCACCCCCAAGGACGGGGUUGCAGCAGCUCUUGUGGGACCCCCCCCCCCCGUUACCUUUUGCACCUGAGAUAAUCACAGCUGGCACCCCGACCGGGUCUGCUGAGACAGCUUUGUUCCUUGUCAGAAGAAGAGGUGGCCUGUGGCGGGGUUCUGGCAUGCGGUCAGCAGGCAUGCGGCACUCAGGAUCACCCUGCCGGCCUCUUCUACGUUCUGGCCCAGCCCUCUCGCUCCAGAGCCCUCAAGUGCCAGCUUGCCCAUUCCAGAACCUGUGUGCCACCCCUGCUCCAGGAACCAGUCUUGACUCCUUGCUGAGUGCAGACUCAACAGGAACCUCUCACUGCAUGGAAAGCCAGGCUGCUUCUCUCUGCCGCUGAGCUUCCGUGUGGGACAGUUCAGAGGUGGCCUCACCCCAUGCCCUGUGCUCUGCCCUGACCCGUGAGGGGCUCGUGUAGGACAUCUUGCACAUCCCUAAGCCCCGCGGAGUGGGGGAGACAUUCCCAUUGGCUCUGAGGAUGAGGUAGGGGUGAGUUCUGUUCAGAAGGGUCAUACGAAGUGAAGGGUUUUCAGACUUCAGGAUUUCUGCCCUCACCUCUAACCAGAGAGGACCUUAAAGACGAAAGCUGGCCGGCGCUCCGCCUGAGGGAAGUGAUCCCAGCGCCUCCCACCCUGUCCUGUUUCUGAACUGAGCCCGGUGCUGCAGGCAGUGCCCAGGUGGCCAGCCAACCACCACCAGGACCCAGGGGCACCAGCACACCCACAUCAGCCUUCGGGCAGCCGCGCUUGGGUUCUUCAACUUAGGUUGCAUGAAUGAAUGAAAACACCAGAUAGAUGUGCCUCUGUAGGGAAGGAGCCCCCAGAUGGUGUCCUGUCCAUAGAGUCCACGGAUGAGGAGGAAGUGGGCAGGCCAGGACUGGAGGGUAGGGGGUGGCAAAGAGAGGUUCUCUUUGGGGUGCGGGCUUGUUUGGGAUUAAGGCCUUCUUGCUUGAGACUUGAUCUUGAGGUUGGGCAGGGUCAGAACCUUCAGAGAGUGUCCUCAGUGGUCAGAGCCAGGCAGUGGUUCCCGUCACCAGGUCUCCUGCAUGGGAGCUAGUUUCAAUGCUCGCUUUUUCUUGUGUUGAUAGAAGUCUCCGUGUUUUUUGACAACUCAUAGCACCUAGUUGUCUGGUGUCUGCAGUAAGUCACCCCACCUCGUGCCGUGUGGGCUCCUGGGUGAGGCAAUCUGUGGUGGUGAUCCCAACCCCACCCCCCAUAUGCUUGCUUAUUGGGGAGUGGUCUAAGAGCCAGACCCCUGCAGAGUUCUGGCUCCUUGGGGCCCCUGGGCCUGGGAACAUGCCUUGGAAACAAGCAGCCGCCGAGGGCUGGGAUCUGCUGCUCUGCUGUUGGCCUGCUGACCUGACCCUGCUCCCCUGCACAGACUUGGGUACACCAGAGCGGCCACCAGCAGCGGUGCUGGGACAAGCUCGCCAUUUGGCUUGCUGGAGAAGUUGGGGGUCAGCCUGAGCCAAGUAUUGAUGGGCCAGGGGGCCGUGGUGAGAAGCAGCCCUUCUACCCAGAGUAGGAAGAGCCGUGGGUUUGAGUUGAGGCUUCGCCCUCAGUGGGCAGGUUACUUUCUGGAUCUUUGUUUCUCAGCUCUGAGCUGGGCUUUCCCCCGCUCUGGGGCAGGGCCAGCACCACUGGGAGGCACGGCCGGCUUCUUGUUCUGUCUUUGGCGGAAGUUUGUCUUCUGCCUGUGGAAGGCACGGCUUGUUGUCCUAGGAGACUCCAGGUGCUGGGCCUCUCCCCUGCCAGAGGCACGAGGUGGGGUGAGCCAGCCAUCCAGCGGAUGUGCCCGGCUUGGAGACCGUGCCCUCAGCAUGGUUAAAGCCAUGCUCGUGGAGGUACUUGAUUCGGGGUACUCUCCAGCGUUCCCGUGGACUUCAAGACCAGUGAACACACUUAGGGGACGCGAACAUGUCGGGGAUCGCCCUCAGCAGACUUGCCCAGGAGAGGAAAGCUUGGAGAAAAGACCACCCGUUUGGUUUCGUGGCCGUCCCGACAAAGAACCCUGACGGCACAAUGAACCUCAUGAACUGGGAGUGUGCCAUUCCUGGGAAGAAGGGGACUCCAUGGGAAGGCGGCUUGUUUAAACUACGGAUGCUGUUCAAAGACGAUUACCCAUCCUCACCGCCGAAAUGCAAGUUUGAACCGCCGCUGUUCCACCCAAACGUGUACCCCUCGGGUACGGUGUGCCUGUCCAUCCUGGAGGAGGACAAAGACUGGCGGCCAGCCAUCACCAUCAAGCAGAUCUUAUUAGGAAUACAGGAACUUCUAAAUGAACCAAAUAUCCAAGACCCAGCUCAAGCAGAGGCCUACACGAUCUACUGCCAAAACAGAGUGGAAUACGAGAAAAGGGUUCGAGCACAAGCCAAGAAGUUUGCUCCCUCAUAAGCAGCGACCUGUGGCAUCGUAAAAGGAAGGGAUUGGUUUGGCAAGAACUUGUUUACAACAUUUUUGCAAAUCUAACGUUGCUCUACAGUUACUGGUCACCUGGGGAGGGUGGGCGGGCGCCAUUUUCCAUUUCCGCCACUGGUACAGUCUCGACUCGCUGAAUUGCCCAGUUUUUCAUACAGGGUCUCUUCCUUCAGUCUUUUGUAUUUUUGAUUGUUAUGUAAAACUUGCUUUUAUUUUAAUAUUGAUGUCAGUAUUUCAACUGCUGUAAAAUUAUAAACUUUUAUACUUGGAUGAGUCCUGAGGAGCGCGUUUCCUUCGCUCACGGACGCAGGCAUGCUCCACGCCGCCCAGAGCUGCACUUAGCCUCCCGCUGGCCGCACGUCGCCGGAAAGCAGAGCCGCCCGCCCCCAGAGCCCCAGAGCCCCAGCCAGCCAGCGUCGCGUUUCCGCAUCACUUCCUUUGUGUUUAUAUGGCGUUUGUCUGUGUUGCUGUUUAGAGUAAAUAAACUGUUUAUAUAAAGGUU
Odocoileus virginianus texanus is the source of this 4192-nucleotide messenger RNA. It is a transcript of the gene UBE2I, whose product is annotated as ubiquitin conjugating enzyme E2 I. Gene Ontology annotation, cellular component: nucleus. Gene Ontology annotation, biological process: protein sumoylation. NCBI's taxonomy places the organism in Eukaryota, Metazoa, Chordata, Mammalia, Artiodactyla, Cervidae. The record is from RefSeq and is a predicted model, not a curated record. Gene Ontology annotation, molecular function: SUMO conjugating enzyme activity.